Molecule: messenger RNA, 2908 nt
Organism: Epinephelus fuscoguttatus (brown-marbled grouper)
Lineage: Eukaryota; Metazoa; Chordata; Actinopteri; Perciformes; Serranidae
Gene: ccni2
Product: cyclin I family, member 2
Exons: 7
Coding region: 389-1471 (360 amino acids)
Biological process (GO): mitotic cell cycle phase transition; regulation of cyclin-dependent protein serine/threonine kinase activity
Cellular component (GO): nucleus; cyclin-dependent protein kinase holoenzyme complex; cytoplasm
Molecular function (GO): cyclin-dependent protein serine/threonine kinase regulator activity
Source: RefSeq, a predicted model, not a curated record
UGACGUCACGGCGGGGCGGAGCCAGGAGCGUUCAAAACACAGCUUGCCCUCAAUCCUCCUUGAUUUUCUGCUUCCUGCCUUGUUUUGCGCUUAUUUUCGCCUCUGCCCCGCUUAUUUUGAAGCACUUGGCGCUUUAUCGCAGCUAGUUUUAUUUAAUCUUUUUAUAUAAUGCGGCUACUUCCAGUAUAUUCACGCGAAAACACGUCGUUUUACCCGGGAUUGUCUUCUCUAACAGCAUCCGAGUGUUGUUUGCUUGUUUGCUGCUUUCGGUGAAAAUGGACUAAAAGAAAAACCGUAUAAAUGCACCUGCCGUCGAAGGGAUAUCCUGCAGUUGAAAUCGAAGAGGUGUGUGUGCCCUGGGUGCAGCCUGGCCUGUGCCGGAGAGGCGAUGAAAAACCCAGGAGCUGUGGAGAGCCGUCGGCUGGUCGGCCUGCUGGAGGCUGCUCUGGUCAGGGAGGCUCGCCUGUGGAAGGUACCUGUCUUCAAGAACGGAUGCAUCCAGGGCGCUGACAUCUCUUCAUCUCAACACCAAGAAGUGAUCCUUUGGCUUGGAGAGAUGAACCGGCUGUUUCACUUCUGUCCAGAGACCUUUGCACUGGGAGUCUGUGUCCUCCACCGACUGCUGUCCACUGUCAAGGCCCAACCAAAAUACCUGAAAUGCAUCGCUUUUACCUCACUGGUCCUGGCUGCCAAAAUCAACGAGGAGGACGAGGUAAUAGGUUCAGUUCAAGACCUGGUUGUGCAGAGCGGAUGCAACUUUUCAACAGCGGAGAUUCUUCGCAUGGAGAGGAUCAUUCUAGACAAGCUGCACUGGGACUUGUACACCGCGACGGCAGUCGACUUCAUUCACAUAUUCCACGCCCUGCUUGUCUCCGGCCACCCUCACCUCAUUCCGUCCAUCGGGCUCGGCUCCGGCGUCAGCUGGGACUCGGCAACGGACCCCGGUAUGCUCCCCGCCGAGCCAGGGCAUCAGAAGAGGCCCGCGGGCCUCCAGGCGGCGUUGUGGACCAGACAGGUGCAGCACUGUAUGGCCUGCCACCAGCUUUGGCAGUUCAAGGGCUCCACGUUGGCUUUGGCCAUCAUCACUUUGGAGCUGGAGUCGCUAACACCCGACUGGUUCUCCGUCUUCACCGAUCUGCUGAAGAAAGCACAAGUCGACAGUGCCGAGUUCAUCCACUGCAAAGAGAUGGUAGACGAGUACCUCCACAGCCUGGAGUUCUCCCUGCCGGCCAACGCUGUCUACAUCUUAGACAGCGCCCAAAUCCAGGACGAGGAGCGAGCCUGGAGCCCCACGCAGCGCCACGGAAGGCAGCGAAGCAGCAGAGACCAGGGGGACUCUGAUGAGUAUUACGACGGUUUUAGGUGUUUGUAUAACGAGGAGGCGACUCCAGGGGCGCAGAUAAACGACACGGAGGGCUCCCAGCAGAAAAACGUCUCACCCUGCCCGCCGCUGCACCCUGCCAUCAACUAGUCGGACAUUGAUUCACACCGUCCACCUCUCGGAAGUGUGCAGUUCUCCCAUCUCACAGUGAGAAUGAUACCAAGUCCAAUAUAUUGUAGUGGAGCACAUUUUAGGACCUCAGUUGUAAGUUUAAUGGAGCUCUGAUGCAACUGACUGAGUUACUCACCUGUCAUUACGUUUAGGGACUGAUUUAAAGAUAUUUUCCGUGCACUCGUCCACACCCAAAUGUGAAUCUGGUGGUGUGUGUGGACGGGUCAGUGUUAUCUGAUGCCAUAAUCUGUAUCAAAAGCUGGGCAGUCUAGGAGAAACUGUGUGGGAUCGUUGAACCUGACUGAAUGUUAUUGGUCCAUUUAAGUUCUCUACCUAAUAUUAUUUUAUUAUUGAUGCCGUAUUUUUUUCUACUUUUAACCUUCCUGUCCUUUAAAUGGUUUUGUUGAACAAGUCGGCGGUUUAAGGGUAAGAAUCGAGCAGUUGUGUGUGUUUUUUAUGAGUGUGUUUGAGGCCUUAAAUGGCUUUUUUUAUGUUUGAGAGUUGAUCCUGAUUUUGUCGUGAGGUAUCUCUGUGCUCAGGUUCCCCCAGAGCCACAUAGCACUUUGAGUGAAGGGCGAGAUUUUUUUUUUAAAUGCAAAUAAUUAUAUUUUUUCACAACCCUUUUUUUAAUAUUAUUGUUAUUUUAACCUCUUACUUAUACUACUUGUUUUGCUGUUUUAUUUAGCAGUUAUGUACAAAAGCUAUAUUUUACAAAAAAGGCUUUAAUUUCCGAACUAAACGCUGCAAAAAGUUUUUAUUUGAUUAAUGCUUCAACCUGUGUUGGUUUGGUUUAUGAAAAUGUUGUUACAUAUCAAAACAAGUGCAGUGACUCCAAGAAUUGUCAUUUUGACAUCAUGAGAUUACCUGAUCAGUGACCCAGCAUUAAUGUUGUCAGUAAAUUUAAUUUUAAUUAUUACAUACUGUAUGAGAGCACCAAUAAUCUCACCCUGAAUACUGUCACAUUAUUGUUAUUGAAGCAUUGGGAUAAAAGUAUCCUGGUUUUAUUUUGUAAAUACCCUCUAGUUCUGUUUCAUCCUGAUACUGACAUGUAAACUGAAAGUGUCAAAACAUCAUGAUUUCAUUUUAAACCGUAUUUAAAGUUGUCUGAUCCAUGACCAUGCAGUGUGUCCACAGUGACUUUACCUCCACUGUUAAACAUUGAAGCCUACAGACACUGAACGGACUCUAGACUGCUUAAACUGCUUCCUGUUUUCAGAGGGGAGCCAGCAGCAUGAUCUUUAAUGUGAACUGGUUACUGUCUUGGUUCUCAACUGUAACGUCUCCUUAGAUUCAGUCGGUGUAGAUGAACCCUACACCAGUGACCAAUGGAUUUCUGUUUUUCAUAUUCCUUCAUUUACCGAGGCAGCUAUAUCUUAUUGUCUGUACAACCACCAAAAUAAAGCUAUGACUUCAAAA